AUGAUUAUUACUAACUUUUGCGCGCUAUACCUCGAAAUAAGCUAUCACAAAUCUGCAAGAAACAUCAUGUUGUAUAAUCAAACUUUGUCCAUAGUAUUAACAGUGGGGUUACUGUAUUUAUCGGGUGAAGCGGCGGGUGUUUGGCGGCAACGAUGCGGCAAAUCACAGACCGGCACCCGUAUAGUGGGCGGGGAAGAGGCUGUCAAUGGGAAAUGGCCCUGGAUGGUUCGCCUCAGGUUAUGCACGAGUGAAAGCAGUUGUAGCCGAUGUGGGGGUUCACUGAUUAGCGACCAGUGGAUACUGACCGCCGCCCACUGUUUUACCGGUGACAAAAUCACGCAAAUUAGCGCUAGGCUAGGUGAUUAUGACUUUGAUGAUGAACAAUGGAAAGAAUUAAUCGUUCCAGCUAUGCAGCCUCGCAUUCACGAGGGUUACAGCACAAAAACUCACCUCAACGAUAUUGCUCUACUCAAGCUAUACAAACCGCUAGAUCUAACUGGUUUGGGUAUCGAACCAAUAUGCUUACCACCGGCUAAACUAAAAAUUCCUUUGGGCUUUGAAUGCUAUGCCACCGGUUGGGGCUACACAAUAGGCGAUCGAGCGAGCCUCUCGGACAAAUUGCAGCAAGUCAAAUUACCAAUCGACAAUACUGAUUUUUGUCAUAAACAAUUUCGAGAUUUUGACAAUGAUACGCAAUUGUGUGUCGGAACUAAAACCGAGGGCAAAGAUACCUGCAAAGGCGACAGUGGCGGACCUCUAAAUUGUCAAUUAAACAAUGGUGCCUGGGUGGCCGAGGGUAUUGUGUCAUUUGGUAAUGACACAUGUGGUAAUGAACCAAGCGUUUUUACCCGAGUGUCCUCCUAUAUACCAUGGAUUGAAUACAAUACUGGCCUAAAAUUUUAA
Medioppia subpectinata is the source of this 903-nucleotide messenger RNA. NCBI's taxonomy places the organism in Eukaryota, Metazoa, Arthropoda, Arachnida, Sarcoptiformes, Oppiidae. The record is from the annotation of a GenBank genome assembly.